This is a messenger RNA of Trichobilharzia szidati, 2518 nucleotides long. Lineage: Eukaryota; Metazoa; Platyhelminthes; Trematoda; Strigeidida; Schistosomatidae. The record is from the annotation of a GenBank genome assembly.
AUGCCUAAACGUUAUCUUGUGAUAUAUUGCAUUCUUAUUUCCAGUGUGAUUAUUUUAUCGUGGAUUAGAGAAGCUCAUUCAGGUCAUUCUGAAAAACGUCUAUUGAAUUAUCUAUUCGACAAAACGAGAUGGGAUGCACACAAUCCAAUGGAACGUCCUGUUUCUAUCGAUGGAAAACCAGUACAAGUCUUCCUUAAAUGUUUUCUAAAUCAAAUUAUGGAUAUGGAUGAAAAGAAUCAAAUUUUGUCAACAAUCAUGUGGCUUGAUAUAAAAUGGACAGAUUAUCAUUUCCAAUGGAAUUUAAGCGAUUAUGAAAAUAUCAGACAGAUAAAUUUACCUCAAGAAAGAAUGUGGAAACCUGAUAUCCUACUAUACAACAGCGCUAGUGAAAAAUUUGACCAAAUGUUCCCCACUAAAGUGACAGUAAGAAAUAAUGGACAGAUUCAAUGGGUUCCACCGGGUCUCUUUCAUUCAAUAUGCGAUAUUGAAGUCAAUUGGUUCCCUUUUGAUUCUCAGAAUUGUAUUUUGAAAUUUGGUACAUGGACGUAUCAGGGGAAUAAAGUUGAUUUAAAGCUACAAUGUGAUAAUGAAACUGGUGAAGAUAAACCUUGUCAUUAUGUAAAUGAAGUUGAUUUAUCUACCUAUUUAGCUAAUAGUGAAUGGGCUUUAGAAAAGGGUUUAGUAAAACGAAAUAUUCAAACUUAUGGUAGUGAUGAUCAAACGUAUAUCGAUGUGACUAUAAAUGUUUAUAUGCAACGUCGUGCUCUUUACUAUGUGUUCAAUAUUAUAAUACCGUGUAUGAUAAUGUCAGUCAUGGCAUUGCUUGUAUUCACUCUACCACCUGAAGCGAAUGAGAAAAUUGUACUGGGCGUGACUACUCUGCUUUCAUUGACUAUGCUGUUACAGCUUGUCGGCGAUAAACUACCUCAAACAUCAUCAGGCAAUCCUGUACUUGUUUUGUACUUCACGUGUACAAUGAUCUUGUGUUCGCUUUCAUUGGUCUGUGCUGUGGUUCUGUUAAACUGUCAUCAUCAUACUGGUGGAAUUGUUUAUGUUCCAUGGUGGGUUGAAACACUGAUCAACACGUGGUUAGCAAGUCUUCUUCGCAUAGAUCAUAAUUCACCUGAAGAAAAUGUAUACGCUUCAAAGGAGAAAUUAAUUCCUAAGCAUCGUCGUGUGCAUUCUAAUCUAGCAGACUGUAAUAAUAAUAAUAAUGAGAAUACUGUAUACAAUAAAUCAAUAGGUCGAAUAAAAAAACAACCAAUCAGAGCUAAUCGUAAAUCGAAAACUUUAACCAAUGACAGUCGAGAUGAUAGCUUAAAUUCUUCUACAAAAAAUACACCAAUUUGGUCAAAUGUAAUCGAUAUGAAUUCAGAAUUUCGUCCUGCUGUACUAAUUCAUCAUAAAACGGUAGCGCCUCAGUUAAAUUCUCCUCAACACAAUGUAGUAGUUAGGCAGAAUCAUUUCGUUGAACCCCAACAACAACAGCAAGUCAAGUUAAGAAAUUUAUCUACAAGACAAUUGAAUAGAUUCUUUUCUCAAGAAGAAGACGAGGAAGUAGCAGCAACAGCAGUAGGUGGGAUGAGAAGUGGAGUAAGCAGUCGACUGGAGUAUGCUUGCAAUAGGAGUGCGUCUGUGAAAUAUGGCUAUUCGAAUAAAGAAAACAUUCGAAUGUCUAUACCUGCUAAUACAACCAAUGCAAUAAAUGGCCAAUUAAUAAAAUCCACCAAAUAUUUGGAUAAAACACUUCCAAGAUUCCACAUACCUUCAGCUUGCGCUUCUUCCGCUUCGGCUUCCGCUUCUGCUUCCCCAUCUUCAUCUCCAUCAUCUUUGACUGAGUCGAGGAUUAAUCUUUCCCCAGAAAAGUCUAAACAAUGGUCAGACACACUGUUUUCAUCUCCAAGUAAAACAGAUGAUCAAAGUUUCAACAGUCCAUUGAAACAGGAUAGUUAUCAUACUGAUGAUCUCCUCCUGUUAAAAUUAAAACAAAUAUCUAAAGAAUUACGUUUUAUUACCUCAGGUAUGCAUAUUAAAGAUCAAGAGGUGAAAACAUCAAACCAAUGGCGUUUAGCCUGUCGUGUACUGGAUCGUUUCUGUCUGCUGGUGUUCGCUGCUUUAAAUCUAUUCACUACACUAGGCAUUUUAACCUCUGCACCGACUGUGAUUAAAGCGUUCACAUUUAAAGGGGAACCAUCAAGACCAAUGUAGGUGUGAUGAGGAGGGAUGUUGGCUGCUGCUCUAAGGUCUCAUGCUCGUGUUUCAUCGCUUUAUUAUUGUUAUUAUUAUUAUUACUGUUAUUGUUAUUAUAUUGGUGUUCUAUUGAAAUUUAUUCAAUAAAACUUGCCUUUUGUUUGUCUGAUUUAUUUACACAAUAUGAAUGAUAUUCUGUUUAUGUGAGUAUUUCGCUAAAAUAAUGAUUAAAAAAGUUUUAUUCUUCCUCUAAUUUCUUAUUUUUUUAAAUUAUUAUUAUUCCCUUGGGUUCCGAGUGGAAUAUAGGCUGUCAGUAGUACAACUCCAU